AUGCUCCACUUGGAGCUCUACCCUCCCAACUUGGUGCCCUACAACACUCCACUUGGAGCUCUACCCUCCCCACUUGGUGCCCUACAACGCUCCACUUGGAGCCCUACCCUCCCCACUUGGUGCCCUACAACACUCCACUUGGAGCUCUACCCUCCCCACUUGGAGCCCUACCCUCCCCACUUGGAGCCCUACAACACUCCACUUGGAGCCCUACCCUCCCCACUUGGAGCCCUACAACACUCCACUUGGAGCUCUACCCUCCCCACUUUGAGCCCUACAACACUCCACUUGGAGCUCUACCCUCCCCACUUGGUGCCCUACAACGCUCCACUUGGAGCCCUACCCUCCCCACUUGGAGCCCUACAACACUCCACUUGGAGCCCUACCCUCCCCACUUGGAGCCCUACAACACUCCACUUGGAGCCCUACCCUCCCCACUUUGAGCCCUACAACACUCCACUUGGAGCCCUACCCUCCCCACUUGGUGCCCUACAACACUCCACUUGGAGCUCUACCCUCCCCACUUGGUGCCCUACCCUCCCCACUUGGAGCCCUACAACACUCCACUUGGAGCCCUACCCUCCCAACUUGGAGCCCUACAACACUCCACUUGGAGCUCUACCCUCCCCACUUGGAGCCCUACAACACUCCACUUGGAGCUCUACCCUCCCCACUUGGAGCCCUACAACACUCCACUUGGAGCCCUACCCUCCCCACUUGGAGCCCUACAACACUCCACUUGGAGCUCUACCCUCCCCACUUGGUGCCCUACAACGCUCCACUUGGAGCCCUACCCUCCCCACUUGGUGCCCUACAACACUCCACUUGGAGCUCUACCCUCCCCACUUGGAGCCCUACCCUCCCCACUUGGAGCCCUACAACACUCCACUUGGAGCCCUACCCUCCCCACUUGGAGCCCUACCCUCUCCACUUGGAGCUCUACCCUCUCCACUCUGA
This is a messenger RNA of Haliotis rufescens (red abalone), 957 nucleotides long. Its product is annotated as DNA-directed RNA polymerase II subunit RPB1-like. The transcript has a single exon. NCBI's taxonomy places the organism in Eukaryota, Metazoa, Mollusca, Gastropoda, Lepetellida, Haliotidae. The coding region runs from base 1 to 957 and encodes 318 amino acids. The record is from RefSeq and is a predicted model, not a curated record.